AUGAGAAGCUCGGUUUCAAUGCAGCACACCAGCGACGAGGAACUACUUUGUGCUUCGUUGAUGAGGAAUAGCAGAGAAAUUAAGGCCUUCUUCAACAGUAAGUUGAUGUAUUUAGUCAGGGAUGCUCAAUACCUUGCCCUAAUCGGAAUAAGAAGCGUCCAACAAAAACUGGGAGCCUAUUCCUCUUUGGAAGGAAUUAAAGAGCUCAUGGAUAACCUUGCACCAGGCACCACCCAACAUCCAAACCCCUCUCUAAUCCAUCAUAAUAAUAGUCAAGAGCAGCUAUUUACUCCUCCUCCCAACCAGCAACAUUUAUCCACCCCUGAAAAAAAAAGUACCUCUCAUGAAGAUAUGACCAACGAAGAAGAUUCGAGAUAUAAACCAUCAUCAAGUUGGAGAAAAGGGGAUAGGCAAGGUAUUCAAUUAUCUUCAGGAAAUGAAGAUCAGUUUGAUCCUUACUUGCCUGAUAAGCAUAACAACAUUCAAGCCUCACCAAUGAAAAAAUCCAACAACAAUUAUUUAAAUCAUCCAGCUCAACAUGCAAACUAUUUACCAACCCCAUCCUCACCUUUUUUCGAUGAGACUCGAUUUAAUGUUCCCAGUAGGCUGAAUGGAAAUGUACAUCAAAACUUUUUCAAUACUCCCAUUCCUCACGUGCAUGAUUACUUUAGCCCUUACCAAAAUUCAAAUCCAUAUCAAUCUUAUCCACUUAUACCUCCAACCACCUAUAUUCACUACCCUUCAUAUCCGUCACAUCCCCUUAAUACUCCUACAAUUGUGCAUCACGUAGCUCCGCAACAACCACAACGCAUUGAAUUCCAAAAUCAUCAAACAAACCACCAAACAAAUCAACAAACAAAUCAACAGCAGGUUGAACAUGCGCAUUUACCUGAGCAAAAGCCUAGUAAGAGAGCAGAUCUAAUAGUGAUACAAAAGGAGGAAAUCUCUCCUGCUGAAACGGAGGACUCAGAAGGGCCUCCAAAAGCUGUAGCUUGGUCUGCAGGCUUGGGAGGAAAUGUUAAGAAAAAGAAAUCAGAAACUCCAAAGAAAGAAAUCAAAAAACCUCCAGUUAAAAAGCUGCAUCGUCAUGCUUCCGUUCCUCCAAAAUUUGGGGUACCUUAUGACAUUAAUAAGGUGGAAUCAAAAAUCAAAGGUCAAAUAAUGAUGGACAAAAAAACAAAUCAACAUGCAAUGCAUGAACCAGUGCUUGUGACAUCCAAAAAAGAAAUGAUUGAAAAAUUGCCAACGGAAGGACACUCUUCAGACCCUAUCAGACAGGAAAUUGCAGAAAAUGAACCGAAACAAAACGUACAAGCCACCUCGAACAAACCCCCGCUCUCUCAACCUCAACAAGUCCAACCAACUGCCCAAGCAUCUCACAGUUUAAAACAGCAAGACGUAAGCAAACAACCAACAAGAAAGGUACCUUCAAAGCGACUUGAAGAAAUUCUUUAUCAGAGAAAGAAAGUUGAUUCUCCUAGAACAGAGAAAGAAUCUGUAUUGUCGAUAGUAGAAAAAUUCAUGAAUGAUCCUUAUUUGAAAGACUUCUAUUAA
This is a messenger RNA of Naegleria fowleri, 1554 nucleotides long. RefSeq lists its product as uncharacterized. NCBI's taxonomy places the organism in Eukaryota, Heterolobosea, Eutetramitea, Acrasida, Naegleriidae. Bases 1 to 1554 code for a protein of 517 amino acids. The record is from RefSeq and is a predicted model, not a curated record. The transcript has 5 exons.